GUGGGCGCGCCGGUGUACCGGCUGCGAGGCGCGGACCCCGAGGGCGCGCGCGUGGCGUACAGCGUGAGCGGCGAGUGGCUGGCCGUGCAGCGCGACUCGGGCGUGGUGACGCUGCGCCGGCCGCUGGACCGCGAGACGCAGGGCCUCUUCGAGCCCAACACGGUGUCGCUGCGGCGCGAGGUGGCCGUGCUGGACGUGAACGACAACGCGCCCGAGUUCCUGGGGCGGCCGUACGCGCUGGCGCUGGCCGAGACGACACCCGUGGGCAGCGACCUCGCGCUCAACAUCAGCGUCGCCGACGCCGACGGCGGCGUCAACUCCGACGUGGAGGUCACGUGCGACCACGCGCCCGGCCCCGCCCCCGCCGACCACCCGUGCUCCGUCUUCGCCGUCCACACAGAAAAGGUGUCGGAGGGGCUGUUCGGCGUGCGCGUGACGCUGGCGCGGGCGCUGGACUUCGAGCGCCAGGCCGCCUACCAGGUCCCGCUGCGCGCCGUGGACGGGGCCGCCGACCCCGCGCGGCGCCUCAGCGCGACGGCAGCGCUGCUGGUGGACGUGCUGGACGUGCAGGACCAGCCGCCGCGCUUCCUCAACGCGCCCUUCUCCGCCACCCUCGCCGAGGGCGCGCCGCCGGUCACCAUCAUAGUGACUGACGUGGACGACCAGAUGCCCUCCUUCAACCAGAAGCUAUUCCAUAUCAACGUGUCUGAAGACAUCGGGUCGGACACGCCGCUGCCGGGGCUGGCGCUGGUGGCGGAGGACCGCGACGUGGGCGAGAACGCGCGCUUCCGCCUGCGCCUGCGCGCCGCCGGCGCCGCCGAGGGCGCCUUCGCCGUGCUGCCCACCGCCGCCACGGGCCGCGUGCCCGUCGUCAUCAAGGUGGUGGACGCCGCCGCCCUCGACUACGACGCGGACGCGGCGCGCGUGGAGGUGGCGCUGCUGGACGCCAACGACCACGCGCCGCACUUCGAGCGCGCCAGCUACCGCGUGGCGGUGCGCGAGGACGCCGCGCCGGGCGCGCCCGUCGCCGCCUUCGUCGCCAGCGACGCCGACAGCGGCGCCUUCGGCCGCGUGGAGUACGCGCUGCGCGGCUUCGGCGCCGAGGCCUUCCUC
Molecule: messenger RNA, 1113 nt
Organism: Gryllus bimaculatus (two-spotted cricket)
Lineage: Eukaryota; Metazoa; Arthropoda; Insecta; Orthoptera; Gryllidae
Source: the annotation of a GenBank genome assembly